UCUCAUUGGGGCUUAUCCCAUCUUACCUCCAUACUCAACAUUACCGGCGGCAGCCUCAAACUCCAAUACAGCGCAGCCUUCUCUUCUCUCCGGUAUCUUUCUACAACGAAACUUCGAAGCUCUCUCUCUCUCUCUCUCUGCUGUAAGCAGCAAGUACGCCAUCUUCUCCCCCGCAUCAUCUCGGAGAUGAAGCCAACCAAUCACGUCUACCCCAUCCUCGUCUUCCUCCCCCUCAUCAUCUUCCUUCCGCCAUUCGUCCUCUCCCAAAACUCCACCCCUACCCGCUGCCCCCUCGACUUCUCCAUCGCUAAACCCUACGUAUCCGCCGCCGCCUCCUCCCCACCCUCCGACCUCUGCGGCUUCUCUCUCCAAAUCCUCCACCUCGUCGAAUCCCACUACCUCCUCACCUCCAAUCUCUUCGUCCCCCCUUCUUCCUCCGCCUCCUCCUGCUGGUCUGAUCUCUCCUCCCUUCUUUCCCCCUUCUCCAUCUCGCUCCCUUCCUCCUGCAACUUAUCCGUCCCCUCCAUCUCUCUCCCCUGCAUGAACCUCACCUCCCGCGCCGCUUUCACUGCCUUGCUCCCUUCCCAUGCCCUCACCGAUCUCAACUCCUCCUGCGACAGGCCGCUCUCGUCUUCCUCCUCCUGCACUUCCUGCACCACCACAAUUAACCGUGUCAAAGCCUCUUACCUAGUUGGACCGGAUGUCUCCAAUGCCACUGAUUGCUCUGAUUACCCUUUCAUCUAUGCGGCGGCCGCAGCCAAUCGCUUCGGUCCAAGUGAUUCCUCCACUGCUUAUUGUCUCUUUCUUCUUCAAAUUUCAUCACCAUCCUCCUCUUCUGGUGGAGGCUCUGCUCUUCCCGCCGGAAUUGCAGCAGCUGCGGCUGCCCUAAUUGCCAUCGUAGCGUUUGUCGCAUGGUAUUUUAUCCGCCGGCGACGGCGGCGGCGGAGGAAAAGGUGGAGCCAAACUCCUGCGAGAUCUGAUCCGCUGAUCGGCAGCAGCACAACUCUGAUCAAGUUUAGCUUCGAGGAGAUUCGCACGGCGACUAGAAAUUUUUCUAGAGAGAAUAUGAUUGGGAGGGGAGGAUAUGGGAAUGUAUACAAAGGUGUUCUCAAGGAUGGGAGUGAGGUUGCUGUCAAGCGUUUCAAGAAUUGCUCUGCCGCUGGGGAUGCGAGCUUUGUGCAUGAGUUGGAGGUGAUUUCGAGCGUUCGUCAUGUGAACCUGGUGGGUCUUAGAGGGUACUGCACGGCGACUACAUCUAUGGAGGGCCAUCAGAGGAUUAUUGUCUGUGAUUUGAUUGCAAAUGGGAGCCUUCAUGAUCAUCUUUUUGGUUCUGGAGUGAAGAAAUUGAGCUGGCCGGCGAGGCAGAAGAUUGCAGUGGGGACGGCGAGGGGGCUGGCUUAUUUGCAUUGCGGUGCACGGCCGACGAUCAUUCACAGAGACAUAAAGGCUAGUAAUAUUCUAGUUGAUGAGAGAUUUGAGGCCAAGGUGGCUGAUUUUGGCCUUGCUAAGUUCGCACCUGAAGGCAUGUCUCAUGUGAGUACCAGAGUUGCUGGAACUUUGGGCUAUGUUGCUCCUGAAUAUGCUCUUUUUGGGCAGUUAACUGAGAAAAGUGAUGUUUUUAGCUAUGGAGUUGUGAUGCUUGAGCUUUUGAGUGGAAAGAAGGCAUUUAGAACAAGUGAAGAUGGACAGAAUUGGCUUGUGACUGACUGGGCUUGGUCCCUGGUUAGAGAAGGGAGAGCGUUGGAUGUAAUUGAGGAAGGUAUGGAGGAAUUGGGGCCUAAUGAGGCAUUGGAGAGGUAUGUGCUUGUUGCAGUGCUGUGUUCACAUCCACAGCUUCAUGCGAGGCCGACUAUGGAUCAGGUUUUGAAGAUUUUAGAUAGUGAUUUGACAGUGCCGCCGAUCCCUGACCGCCCUAUAUCUAUCAUAGCAAAUAAGGAGGAGAUUGAGAAGUCAAUGAGCAGCAGCAGCUCAGGCCAACUUUUCUCUCCUCCUGGAUACAACCAAUAUAUUCAGAAUAUGGAUGGAACUCCUCACCAAGGUUCUGAGGUUUUGUGAUGCUUUCUUUCUGAGUUUUGUGACCUUAUCAUGAGGUUUUCUUUUAGUUCCAAUGCAUAUACAUUUGUUAAAUUUGUAUGUAUAUUACUAAAUAGAAUGAGCCUCUAAGUUUGGCAAUCAA
Messenger RNA from Dendrobium catenatum, 2176 nucleotides. Its product is annotated as probable LRR receptor-like serine/threonine-protein kinase RKF3. Gene Ontology annotation, molecular function: ATP binding; protein kinase activity. The transcript has a single exon. Gene Ontology annotation, biological process: protein phosphorylation. The coding region runs from base 187 to 2055 and encodes 622 amino acids. The record is from RefSeq and is a predicted model, not a curated record. NCBI's taxonomy places the organism in Eukaryota, Viridiplantae, Streptophyta, Magnoliopsida, Asparagales, Orchidaceae.